CCUUAUAAUGAUGUGUGGUCAAUUCUCCAGGAAAAUCCAGAUCUGUGGAAGUGGCUCUCCGGCCAAGAACCACCACCUGAUGCUAUAAACAGCAAUACUGUCUUCAGUUCUAUCCAAGCUAAAGUGCUGGAAAAUCUCAACAACUAUGCUGCUCCUGCAACUCGUGCAGAACCAGGCCAGCCUUGGGUGAGAGGCUGGGAUGACAAGAGGGGUAUGGAGGGAGGGCCAAAGCAUGGGAAUCAGUAAUCACCUUAUUUUCUGGACUUAUAGGCUUCUUUUGGGAAGGCUUUCUUACUGCUUCUUAAAGCAGCUUUCUAAAAAGCUGCUUUAAGAAGAUACAGUGAAGCCGCCAUACCAAAUGAAGCCUAAAUUUGAGAUGAUGUUGUUAUAAAUAAUAGUACUUGAAUGUUUAUUUAUUUCAUAUUGAUAAAUGUGAAAGAUUCUAAAAAUAAUGGAUUUAGUGAUAAAUCAUAGCCCAUAAAUUUUUGAAGUUAUAUCAUAAUGCAAUCAUUUUAUUUCUUA
Messenger RNA from Dendrobium catenatum, 522 nucleotides. Its product is annotated as succinate dehydrogenase assembly factor 2, mitochondrial-like. The record is from RefSeq and is a predicted model, not a curated record. The annotation marks the transcript as partial. NCBI's taxonomy places the organism in Eukaryota, Viridiplantae, Streptophyta, Magnoliopsida, Asparagales, Orchidaceae. Gene Ontology annotation, cellular component: mitochondrion. The transcript has 2 exons. Gene Ontology annotation, biological process: protein-FAD linkage; mitochondrial electron transport, succinate to ubiquinone; mitochondrial respiratory chain complex II assembly.